Molecule: messenger RNA, 3339 nt
Organism: Trypanosoma conorhini
Lineage: Eukaryota; Euglenozoa; Kinetoplastea; Trypanosomatida; Trypanosomatidae
Product: ribonuclease Z
Exons: 1
Coding region: 1-3339 (1112 amino acids)
Biological process (GO): mitochondrial tRNA 3'-end processing
Cellular component (GO): mitochondrion
Molecular function (GO): 3'-tRNA processing endoribonuclease activity
Source: RefSeq, a predicted model, not a curated record
AUGUCAGCCGACUACAUUCAGCUCGUCGGUACAGAUGUGCCCGGCAGCUACGGCAGCUGCUGCUUCAGCGGGCAGGUGCAGCACGAGGCGCUGCGUUGCCCCGCGCAGCCGUUGGCCCUCGCCGAAGCAUCGCCGCCAUCAUCGGAAGCAGCAUCGGCAAUGAGCAGCGACGGUCAGCUGCUUUUCUUCAACUGUCCGGAGGGCGUGCAGCGCUUCAGCUCCGAGGCGAAUGUGCGGCUGGUGCGCACCCGCGGCUUCUUCUUUACGCGCUGGGCCGUGUCGGCGGUGAUGGGCAUGCCGGGGCUCCUCUUCACGAUCAAUGACGCCGGUGUUCGGCACGCCAACUUCUUCGGCCCAAGCAGUCAUUCCCUCGACGUGGAGGAUGGUGCCGAGGGUCAAGCGCGGCGGGCACCGUUGCAUGCGGGGCGUGCGGCUGUUGCGGGGCUGGAGGGUAUGUUGGAGGCACUGCGGCGGCAUUACUUUUGGUACCGGCCGAUGAGUUUUCAGCAGCUUCGUGCAGGGGGGGCGGUGCUGCGCCAGCUGCCAACCACGCUGCGAGGGAACUACGUCUGCGAGGUGCCACUGCGGCCCCUGGCGGAACAGGAGGGAGGCCCCUCUGCGCCGCCUCCACCUGGCGUGCCGGCAAGCGCGUCGUCGGCGUCCUUCUUUGUAUUAUCGCUGCGGCUGAGCCCAACGAGCGCCCUACUGGGCUUCCGCGUCCCACGCACGGCGGCGGCGGCGGAGGAGGAGACGUACGGCUACGCCCUUGUGCACGCACCAACGGCGUGCUUUGAUCCCCAACGUGCGAAGGCGCUCGGGGUGCCGGCGGGACCAAUGUACGGCCAGCUGAAGCAGGGCACCGGAGUGUGGAUCGACGACGAGCAGGGCGCGCCGCAUGGGACGCGCGCCGCAGAGAAGCCGCGCCGUUUCAUUUCUCCCCACAGCGUGAAGCAGGCGACGGUGGGCAGUCGAUGCAUGUACGUGUCACUCGUACUCGACGGCGAUGACUGCGAGGAGGUGGCGGCGGCGUUGGUGGCGCUCUUUGGCCGCGACGCACCCACCUGCGAGGGCCAAUGCGACGCGGGAGGCGAGAGGCUGCGCUGCGGUGGUGAGCUUCGCCGCUUCCUUGCGCAGUGGCAACCCUCGCUCUUGUUUCGUGACGACCACCAUGCCGCGUCCGCGUCCGCGGCAGCGACAGCCACGGCGCCGACGGAGCGCGCAGUCGUGCUCACGCAUGUUGUGCACGUGCAGCAGUCCGAGUUCUUCGCGCCGUUCAAGACUGACACCGCCGGGGCUGCCGAGGCACAUUACGUCACUUCCAUCUUUGCGGGUGUGCGGCGUGGGGUUCGGGAGCAGGCCGUUCAGUGCUUCCGCAACGAGGAGAGGGGCGGCGACGCCGGCGCCACCGCCGCGCCGACCGCGAAAGGGACGAGACACCACUUUUGCGCCGCCGUGCAGCAGGAGUUCUCUGCCUUCCCCACCGCCCUGGCACACCGCUACCAUCUCAACUGCAUCGCCGAGGCGCAGUUCCCCAUGGCAGACUCGUUUUCAGCUGAAAAGAAGCCUGCCGAGAUGAGCGGGGAGCCAGGCCCAAUUUGGCCCUACAGCGUAAAGCACCCGUUAGUUCCUGCGGAGGCUGCCACGCGCAUCACAGAUCACGCAAACACUUCAGCUAUGGGUUCUGUUCCUCCCGUUGCGGCGCCGUCCUUGUUAGUUCCCGCCGCCAAACAGCUGAAGAAGAGUGGUAAUUUGAGCAAAGGGGAGACAGCAGGCCUGCUGCGCUACCCGACGGCACGCUCGGCGGUGGAGAUGCUCUCCGCGCAAUUCCGCACCACCGUGGGUAGGGCACGUGAACAGAUGCCGGGCGUGCUGGCGUCUGCGUCCUCCUCUUUGCUGCGGCAUCCACAAGGCGACCCCCGCGAGCGUGUCCAUGACGCCUGUGGCCGGGACGAUGGCAACAGCACAUGGCACCUUGACGACGGAGGGGCCCUGACGUUUUUGGGCACGGGCUCCGCCGUCCCAAGCAAGUACCGCAACGUGAGUGGGACGUACCUUGAGGUGAUGUAUCAUGCUCGUCGCGGCAAAAAACUUUGCCGGGCUGUUGUGGUGUUAGACUUCGGUGAAGGAAAUGCGGGGCAGCUAGCAAUGCUUUGGGGCAACGGCUCUGGUCAGGCCCUGCGACGGUUCUUCAAUGAUUUGGCCUUUGUCUUCAUCUCCCACGCACACGCCGACCAUCAUCUUGGGCUGAUGACUCUCCUUGAAUUGCGGCAUCGUCUGCGUUUGCGGGUGGCGAGGGAGGAGCCGGAUUACGGCGGCACGCUGCAGGAGCCCGUUCUCGUUGUAUGUCCGCAGGAGGUGCACGAAUUCAUGCAGGACACGUGGGGGCGCUGUGCGGCGUACCGGCGGUGGCUACAGGAGGAGGUCGUGUAUGACGUCAUUCCUGCGGAACGGCACCGGGCCGAGGGGGCCUCCGCCACCGCGGUGCUUCUCCCGCGCCUCGAUGCAGUGUGUGCGCGGCUUGGCGAGAACACGGCAGUGCCAGCCUCCUCGGGCGAGUGUCGAGCGCCGCCGCCGCUGUGGGGUGCCGAAGUUUUCCCGGUGCAUCACCCUGCCAACGCACACGCACUGCUGCUUCGCUUUCCCGCCCCGAUGGGCGCGGCUGCCACGUCCCGCGUUUUCCUGUUCUCUGGCGACACGCGGCCGUCACCGUUUCUCAUAGAGCGCUGUCGCCGCUUUACCCGCUGCACCCAUUAUGGCAGUGCGCAGGCGGAGGGGAGGGACGGGACCGAUAAUGAUGGGGACGAGGCAACAGGUGUGUUUCUCUGCCUACACGAGGCCACGUUUGGCGAGGGCUGCGAGGAGGAGGCGGUGCAGAAGUGUCACUCCACGCUGCCAGAGGCGCUGCAGGUGGCGGCGGCCAUCCGUGCCGAGCACAUUGUGCUCAACCACUUCUCGCAACGGUACCCGAAGUUGCCGGGGCUCAUGCAGUCGCAGCUGGACGGAAGAGACGUCGACGUCCGCUGCAGGCGGCGGAAAUUGCGGGGCUCGGAGCCUGCGACCGCCCCCAUGGAACAGAGCCGGCCUGAGGAGGCCGCGGGAGUGCCUGCGGAGGUCAGGCAGGGAGACUCCCCGCGGCGACAGCUGCGUGAUGCGUCGGGCCCCGACGCCGGGCCGGUGGGCUCAGGGGCACUUCGGAUGUGUUUCGGCUUUGACUUCAUGCGGCUCUCCUUCGCGUCGCUGCAGAGCCGGGAGACGGCGCAACUGACGCCGCUUUUCGUGCAGCUUCUGGAGGAGUACGAGUCGUGGGGCGUCGGCACGACGAAGCGGCUUCGCGAUUAA